Molecule: messenger RNA, 3634 nt
Organism: Glossina fuscipes
Lineage: Eukaryota; Metazoa; Arthropoda; Insecta; Diptera; Glossinidae
Gene: OtopLa
Product: proton channel OtopLc
Exons: 13
Coding region: 556-3570 (1004 amino acids)
Biological process (GO): proton transmembrane transport
Cellular component (GO): membrane
Molecular function (GO): proton channel activity
Source: RefSeq, a predicted model, not a curated record
UACAAAAGGUAUAUAAACAGUAAGAGCCGUAAAACUGCCACAAAAAAUUAUUCGAUUUUCAAAAAGUAUUGCAUGUCAGACUUUUCCUAUACUUUCUAGCCGUUAUUACAAACUUACAAAUAAAAAGGAAGGAUAUUAAAGCAGGUUGAUUGUGUAUGCAUUAAUAUAUUGUAUGCCGGUAUUAGUUGGCAUUUUGUAUUUGUGUUCUUGUAAAUGUCGAAAAACUGACUCGUGUGUUUGGCACUCUCAGCAUAAAUUGAGAUAAAAUUUGUAAUAAAAACAAGGAGCUCUCGCAUCGAAUGAUUGCCGGCAAAUAGUGAGAACAGGAUUUAAUGUGACGAACCGUAAACUAAUUUCAUGAAUUCAAAGACUGCCGUUUGUUUGCUUAAUAUUGUUAAAGCUUGAAGAUCCUAAAUAAAGAAAUCCCAGGAAUUUAUUUACAAAACAAACAAAAUGAAAACAAACUAACUGACUGAUUUUCAACAACAGAAACUUUUAUAAAAUAUUUUCCAUUUAUAUACACAAAUACAAUACCGUUGUCCUUACAUACAUGAAAUGCGAGAACGUUUAUUAAACGAUCAACCACGUGAAUCAUUACCACUAGAACAUAUGGAGCGUGCAAAUCUUUUAGAUAAUCGACAAUCAGCUGAAUCUCAACAGGUCGGCACAAUAGUCAAGCUGCAUGCGGAUGGUUAUCAUACGAGUCCAGCACAUCAAAGAACACCGCUGGUUCCAAGGGAUCUGGGUGAGGAUUUUAAUUUGGAUUUCGACGAUGACUUCCCCAUCGAUGCUAAACGUCCCAAGAAUGCCAAGGUUUCUUAUUCAAUGAAAACAAAUCCAAAUAUACGUGGUUUACUACCGGCAAGAAUAACUGUUCAUGGCACAUAUCAAACCAAUAUUAUAACAGGACCGAUUGAAUUAUGGACAUCAUUGUUUAUUGUAACUAGUCUGGUAUAUGCCAUCAUAUUGAUAGUGGUUUGCAUCGCUUAUGUUAUAAGCGAUGUAACAACACAUCGUUUGCCUGUAUUAUACUAUGAAAGUUUCUUUACGUAUUUGUACGGUGUAAGCAUACUCUUCCUGUUGUAUGUUUUCUGUUUUCUAUUGCAGGAGAGCUCCUGUUGCAAUGGGGGUAAUAAUAAACCGAAGUCACCUCCCAAAGAGAAAAAAUCGAAAAAGAAACAAGCAGAUCCAACCGAUUCGAAAGAUACGAAAGGUCCUAAGGAUACUGGCAAAGGUGGCAAACCAAGUCCCUAUCAGGAACGGUAUCCAGUCAAAAAACGUGAUUUGGUACGACAAUCUCUAAUACAAACACAGGAUUCACAAGUUGAUGCGGAGGUAGCUGUUACUCCGAAGAAUGUGCGUAAACGCAAGACCACCCAUAGUGAUCCUACGCAUGGCAGUUUCUUUUUGCGAGUAGGAGCUAUCGCGUUUGGCUUGGGUGCCAUGAUUUAUAUUGGCUUGGAAUUCGGUUCAUUUUUUGAGAUACCCUUCGACUCGCCAUGUCAUCAUAUAUUGAUUGGUGUUAAUCCUUUGCUGCAAAUGAUUUUCACGUUUAUGCAAAUGUAUUUCAUCUUUAUGAAUGCCAGACUUAAUAUUCAUCGUUUCAAAGUAAUUGCCCGUUUCGGUUUGAUGCAUGUGGUCGCCACUAAUCUUUGCGUUUGGAUACGUACUUUAGUUAAGGAGUCUUUACUAGAAAUUACUCUAUAUCAUCAGCGACGUGAAAUAGAAGCUGAAGAUUCAUCGAUUGCUCAGUCGAUACGACAGCACGCCUUACGCCAUGCCGGUACUGUGUUACGUACUCAUAUUGGACCCAAUGAGGAAUUUGAGGUUUUAGAUGGCGAAGACUUGCUACCUGUUAAUGCUUACAAAACGGAUAAUGUGUUGUCUAAGUUUGUGCGCAAGACGGUCAAUGGUCUUACUAAGACCCUUGGUAUAAGCUCGAAUGAGGUUAGUGAUUUAACUAGCUCUGUGAUAGUUGGCACCAGUACCUUGCCUACUACUACGACAACAACAACUACUACUCGUAUGCCCUUUACUACGCCUAACUAUUAUCAGCAUCAUCAAUGGCACAGCACUACUAUGGCACGCAAGUUGAAGAAGUUUAUCACCAGUACUACCGCUGCCACUACCACAAGCUUAGGCACUACUAGCACUACCGCACCCAUGCCUUCGACAAGUGCCGUUACUUUGGGUGCAGAAACAACAACCACGACCACUGAGUUGCCCUUAAGUACAUUCCAGCAUUCCAUGUCCACUGCUUCUUACAAGGGGGCAGAAAAUUUGUUAGCUUCUGUUGCCAGUACCGCUGCUCCGACCACCGCUUCCGCAUCUAUAGAAUCAUCACCUAGCAUUGCAUCUAGUCUUGCCACAUUCUUCAGUAAUCUCAUAUCGAGCACACCAUCAUCACCCACUACCAACACCGUCACUUCAACCGCAACCAUCGCCACCACUACAUCCUCUAUACCCUCAUCUACCACUCGUAAUGCUUUAAGUUUCAUGAGCAAUCUCAUGGAAAAUAGUUUUCAGACCUAUUCCGGCAUAUCCCAUCCCGAAAGCACUGGCCUUGUAUUACAUGAGAAUUACGAAAAUCUCGAUAACAUUUAUCCAGCUGCCCUAUCCUCGAAUGUCGGCACCCUCAAUUCCACUGCCUGCGGUCGUGUAGAUAUUAUGGGUACUAUUGUUUAUGAUUCGGCACCCUAUCUAUAUCCCUUUAUCAUUGAGUAUUCCCUGAUUGGCGCUGUUGUCCUCUAUGUUAUGUGGAAGCAUAUUGGCCGCUAUCCCGGCCGAUUGAAUGAUGACGACUUGGAGCAUCGCUUGGAAGUCAUGCUGUCACGCCGUGCUGUGGCCAUGGCUCAACAGGCGCGUUCAGGUCGUGUCGAUUGUGUCGGUUCAUCAAAGGGUCUGUUCUUUGGUCUGUUGUUGUUGGUCGGUGCUCUAAUCUGUUUGAUACUCUUCUUCGUCUUGGUGCGUCAUCAGCAGUUCUCGCUAUUAGCUAUUUAUUUGGCUGAUGCCAGUCAUUGUAUACUUAUGGCGUUUGCAAUAUUGGCCAUUAUUGUAGGAUUUUUCAGAGUUAAAAAUCUUAAAUUCCGUUGCGAGGAACAAUCAAACUUGAAUGAUAUAUUGUUGCGCAUCUCAGCCUUUGGUCUUUUCACUUAUUCGGUAUUCAGUGUUAUAUCCGGCAGCUUGAAGUUCUUGGAAAGUGAGCCCCAUCUCUUAGUUACCACCACUAGCGCUGUUGCUGUCUUGCAAGUAAUUUUGCAACUUUUAUUCAUUGCCGAUGUAUCGCGUCGUCGAGUUCACCUACCUGAACAUGAUCGCAGCAAACCUGGACGCCAAAUUGUAACAUUUCUGUUGAUAUGCAACGUAGCCAUGUUUGCCAUUUACACAUUCGAAGCUCAAAAAGUAUUCGCCAAUCCCGUAAGUAGAUAUGUACAAUUGGAUUUCUAUGGCUUUGUACCAUGGUCCAUAAUACAGCGUGUAACACUGCCACUUUGCAUUUUCCAUCGUUUUCAUAGCGCAGUAACACUAGCCGAAAUCUGGAAGACCACCUAUAAGGCACGCUUGGAGUAAAUAUGAAUAUUCAAGUAAAGCCCAAACGAUAUAUUGUAGUUAAGAAUGUGGUAACAAUUAAAAA